Gastrolobium bilobum is the source of this 1137-nucleotide messenger RNA. RefSeq lists its product as uncharacterized. Bases 38 to 1024 code for a protein of 328 amino acids. The record is from RefSeq and is a predicted model, not a curated record. Gene Ontology annotation, biological process: proteolysis. NCBI's taxonomy places the organism in Eukaryota, Viridiplantae, Streptophyta, Magnoliopsida, Fabales, Fabaceae. Gene Ontology annotation, molecular function: ATP-dependent peptidase activity; ATP binding; metalloendopeptidase activity. The transcript has 10 exons.
UGACAACAAUUAGAAGAGGGCAGAUAGCAAAGGGAUAAUGUGGAUUUCAAGCAUGGCUUAUUCAUCUCUGCCCAAACCAUCAUAUUAUUAUCAUAAUUUCCAUUAUCACCACCGAACAUGCUUCAACAUCAAUCUCCCAAAAUGGACAACUAGAGCUUCCUCUGCUGCCCCAGGUGUAGACCUCAACUCUCUCCAAUCUGCCAUUACCAAGAAAGACAGUAAUGCUGUUAAAGUGGCCCUUGAUCAGCUAAGUGAAGUUGGUUGGGCAAAGAAAUGGAGUUCUCAACCAUAUGUUUCACGUCGUACGACAUCACUUCGGGAGCUGACAACUCUAGGAAUUAAGAACGCAGAGAACCUUGCAAUCCCUAGUGUCAGAAAUGAUGCAGCUUUUCUUUUUACUGUGGUAGGAACAACUGGAUUUUUGGCUGUUCUGGCUGGCCAGCUUCCUGGGGAUUGGGGGUUCUUUGUACCAUACUUGGUUGGGAGUAUUUCCUUAGUGGUUUUGGCUGUGGGUAGCAUAUCCCCCGGACUUCUCCAAGCAGCUAUUAGCAGCUUUUCAUCAGUUUUCCCUGAUUAUCAAGAGAGGAUUGCCAGACAUGAAGCAGCGCACUUUUUGAUUGCUUACCUGCUUGGCGUACCCAUUUUGGGCUAUUCGCUGGAUAUUGGGAAAGAGCAUGUCAAUCUCAUUGAUGAGAGGCUUGAAAAGCUUAUCUAUAGCGGUCAGCUUGAUGCUAAAGAACUAGACAAAUUGGCUGUUGUGUCAAUGGCUGGAUUGGCAGCAGAAGGCUUAACAUAUGACAAGGUGGUUGGUCAAUCUGCUGAUCUUUUCACUCUCCAGAGAUUUAUAAACAGAACCAAGCCACAACUCAGCAAAGAUCAGCAACAAAAUCUCACUAGAUGGGCCGUUUUGUUCGCUGCCUCGCUCUUGAAAAAUAACAAGGUGAUUCAUGAAGCCUUAAUGGCAUCAAUGGAAAAGAAAGCAAGCGUGCUGGAGUGCAUUCAAACAAUCGAAACUGCAGCAUAAUUCAGCAAUUAAACUGUUAUAAGCUAUGACAUACAAACUCUUAUACAAUUUUUAAUCUUUUUCUUGUUCAUAAAAAUGCACUAUUAUUGUUAUCAAAAAAAAAAUAAAAAAUG